This is a messenger RNA of Pecten maximus, 2570 nucleotides long. Its product is annotated as hornerin-like. The transcript is spliced from 3 exons. NCBI's taxonomy places the organism in Eukaryota, Metazoa, Mollusca, Bivalvia, Pectinida, Pectinidae. Bases 1 to 2364 code for a protein of 787 amino acids. The record is from RefSeq and is a predicted model, not a curated record.
AUGGAUAUUCCUUGGUGUUCUAUGUAUUUGGUUUUAAAAAGGCUAGUCUUAAAAUUUCAAGUGUUGCGUGGUGAGAGCAGGAGACGGACAUCAGUUGAUGUGAUUAGUGGUGAGGGCAGGAGUCGGACAUCAGUUGAUGUGAUAAGUGGUGAGGGCAGGAGUCGGACAUCAGUUGAUGUGAUUAGUGGUGAGGGCAGGAGUCGGACAUCAGUUGAUAUGAUUAGUGGUGAGGGCAGGAGUUGGACAUCAGUUGAUGUCAUUAGUGGUGAGGGCGGGAGUCGGACAUCAGUUGAUGUGAUUAGUGGUGAGGGCGGGAGUCGGACAUCAGUUGAUGUCAUUAGUGGUGAGAUCAGGAGUCGGACAUCAGUUGAUGUGAUUAGUGGUGAGGGCAGGAGUCUGACAUCAGUUGAUGUGAUUAGUGGUGAGGGCAGGAGUCGGACAUCAGUUGAUGUGAUUAGUGGUGAGGGCAGGAGUCGGACAUCAGUUGAUGUGAUUAGUGGUGAGGGCAGGAGUCAGACAUCAGUUGAUGUGAUUAGUGGUGAAGGCAGGAGUCUGACAUCAGUUGAUGUGAUUAGUGGUGAGGGCAGGAGUCCGACAUCAGUUGAUGUGAUUAGUGGUGAUAUCAGGAGUCAGACAUCAGUUGAUGUGAUUAGUGGUGAGAGCGGGCGUCAGACAUCAGUUAAUGUGAUUAGUGGUGAGGGCGGGCGUCAGACAUCAGUUGAUGUGAUUAGUGGUGAGGGCAGGAGUCGGACAUCAGUUGAUGUGAUAAGUGGUGAGAGUAGGAGUCAGACAUCAGUUGAUGUGAUUAGUGGUGAGGGCAGGAGUCGGACAUCAGUUGAUGUGAUUAGUGGUGAGGGCAGGAGUCAGACAUCAGUUGAUGUUAUUAGUGGUGAUAUCAGGAGUCGGACAUCAGUUGAUGUGAUUAGUGGUGAGAGCAGGAGUCAGACAUCAGUUGAUGUGAUUAGUGGUGAGGGCAGGAGUCUGACAUCGGUUGAUGUGAUUAGUGGUGAGGGCAGGAGUCAGACAUCAGUUGAUGUGAUUAGUGGUGAGGGCAGGAGUCGGACAUCAGUUGAUGUGAUUAGUGGUGAUAUCAGGAGUCAGACAUCAGUUGAUGUGUUUAGUCGUGAGGGCAGGAGUCGGACAUCAGUUGAUGUGAUUAGUGGUGAUAUCAGGAGUCGGACAUCAGUUGAUGUGAUUAGUGGUGAGGGCUGGAGUCGAACAUCAGUUGAUGUGAUUAGUGUUGAUAUCAGGAGUCUGACAUCAGUUGAUGUGAUUAGUGGUGAUAUCAGGAGUCGGACAUCAGUUGAUGUGAUUAGUGUUGAUAUCAGGAGUCUGACAUCAGUUGAUGUGAAUAGUGGUGAGGGCGGGAGUCGGACAUCAGUUGAUGUGAUUAGUGGUGAGGGCAGGAGUCGGACAUCAGUUGAUGUGAUUAGUGGUGAGGGCAGGAGUCGGACAUCAGUUGAUGUGAUUAGUGGUGAGGGCAGGAGUCGGACAUCAGUUGAUGUGAUUAGUGGUGAGGGCAGGAGUCGGACAUCAGUUGAUGUGAUUAGUGGUGAGGGCAGGAGUCAGACAUCAGUUGAUGUGAUUAGUGGUGAGGGCAGGAGUCAGACAUCAGUUGAUGUGAUUAGUGGUGAGGGCAGGAGUCGGACGUCAGUUGAUGUGAUUAGUGGUGAUAUCAGGAGUCGGACAUCAGUUGAUGUGAUUAGUGGUGAGGGCAGGAGUCGGACAUCAGUUGAUGUGAUUAGUGGUGAGGGCAGGAGUCGGACAUCAGUUGAUGUGAUUAGUGGUGAGGGCAGGAGUCGGACAUCAGUUGAUGUGAUUAGUGGUGAGGGCAGGAGUCGGACAUCAGUUGAUGUGAUUAGUGGUGAUAUCAGGAGUCGGACAUCAGUUGAUGUGAUUAGUGGUGAGGGCAGGAGUCGGACAUCAGUUGAUGUGAUUAGUGGUGAGGGCAGGAGUCUGACAUCAGUUGAUGUGAUUAGUGGUGAGGGCAGGAGUCGGACAUCAGUUGAUGUGAUUAGUGGUGAGGGCAGGAGUCGGACAUCAGUUGAUGUGAUUAGUGGUGAGGGCAGGAGUCUGACAUCAGUUGAUGUGAUUAGUGGUGAGGGCAGGAGUCGGACAUCAGUUGAUGUGAUUAGUGGUGAGAGCGGGAGUCAGACAUCAGUUGAUGUGGUUAGUGGUGAUAUCAGGAGUCAGACAUCAGUUGAUGUGAUUAGUGGUGAGGGCAGGAGUCAGACAUCAGUUGAUGUGAUUAGUGGUGAGGGCGGGAGUCAGACAUCAGUUGAUGUGAUUAGUGGUGAGGGCGGGAGUCAGACAUCAGUUGAUGUGAUAAACAUGAUAUGGGAUAAUCUGGCAAUAUAUUUGUAGUCAGUUGUGAUGUGAAUAGUGUAAUAAUACGUAUGUGCUGAAUUUUGUAAUGUAAGUAUGAUGUUGUAUCUAUUUAUAUAGUGAAGGUUGUGAUGUACACCUGUUUGAUGUUUCUACAUUAAUCAAUGUGUGUAGAAUAUAUUUUGUUAUCAUUUGUUACAUGUCAUAUAUUAUAUAUAUCUAUUAAAUGUUGCAAUGAAAACUGA